Alternaria burnsii is the source of this 2031-nucleotide messenger RNA. Its product is annotated as duf-domain-containing protein. The record is from RefSeq and is a predicted model, not a curated record. Bases 1 to 2031 code for a protein of 676 amino acids. The transcript is spliced from 7 exons. Gene Ontology annotation, molecular function: transporter activity. NCBI's taxonomy places the organism in Eukaryota, Fungi, Ascomycota, Dothideomycetes, Pleosporales, Pleosporaceae. Gene Ontology annotation, biological process: transport.
AUGGCUUCAGGCACCCUCCCACAAGACGUUACCGGCGCCGACUUGUCUGGCGGCACCGGUGCUCGCUUUGCACGUGCUGUCAUCAUUGUAGCAGGCGUAUGCGCUCUUGUCGCGAGUCUGGUUACUUUCGUUGCUGUCUGGUUACAAACGAAGAACUACCGUAAACCGGUGCUACAGCGAUAUGUCGUCCGUAUCUUGCUCAUGGUCCCCAUCUACGCAGGCGCAUCAUGGGCCAGCUUGGUGUCGACAAUUGCAGCGUCCUACGUAGAGCCCUUCAGAGACGUUUACGAGGCCUUCACCAUCUACACCUUCCUCCAGCUGCUUAUCAACUUCAUCGGCGGCGAACGCGCCCUCAUCAUUCUCAUGACCGGCCGCCCGCCCGUAUCCCACCCGUGGCCGCUCAACCUCGUCUGCUCCAAGAUCGACAUAUCCGACCCACACACCUUCCUCGCCAUCAAGCGUGGAAUCUUGCAAUACACGUGGGUCAAGCCCCUCCUGUCUGUGGCGACCAUCAUCAUGAAGGCUACCGGUACAUACCAGGAAGGAUACAUAGGAUGGACUUCUGGCUACUUCUGGAGCGGCAUGAUCUACAACGUCAGCAUCACAAUCAGUUUGUACGCCCUCGCCAUGUUCUGGGUGUGCAUGUCCACCGAUCUCAAGCCUUUCCGGCCCAUGCCCAAGUUCUUGUGCAUCAAGGGCAUCAUCUUCGCCUCUUAUUGGCAAGGAUUCUUCCUUUCUAUCCUUGUCUUCUUGGGAGCCAUUCCAGACGACGUGCCUGGCUACAGCCCCGAUAACUUGGCCGCUGCUAUACAGGAUGCUCUCAUCUGCUUCGAGAUGCCACUUUUUGCACUUGCCCAUUGGUAUGCCUUUUCCUGGCACGACUAUGCCGACGAUACCAUCUCUGCCGCACGGUUACCCGUCAAGUACGCUCUGCGUGACGCAUUUGGCCCUCUGGAUCUCAUCCAAGAUACCAAAGAAACUUUUGCUGGUAAGAACUAUGAAUACCGGUACUUUGAUGCGCGCGACAACGUUUUAGCACACGAGGAGUCAUCAUCGCGUGCUGCACGUAUGGCUGAGGGCAUGCGAUACGAACGAGGAGGAAAGGGCAAGUACUGGAUUCCUAAGCCUGGACAAGGAUCAGAGCAUGAGCCCCUCCUCAGCAAAGUCACAUCGAGCCGCGCCAGAGCCAUGAGCCCCGGGCCACACAAGGCUCUUAAGGGCGAGGGUGCCAAGUAUGGUACACCAGACACGAUCGAAGAGCCCAACCUGGACGCCGAGGAAGAGCGCUUAUAUGAUAACGCUCGUGAACUCGAGUUCGGAGACUGGAACUAUCCCGUCAUCGAAGCUCACCGUCCGUCUCGCGAAGACCGCAUGUACGCCGACCCGAACAUUCUGACCGCAUCGACCAACCGGAACCUGCUGCAACCCACCAAGGAAAACAAACGCCGAAGGAAGAGCCAGAUCCAAGACAUUCAGGACUCUGCAGACAAGGGUAAACAGCGCAGUCAUUCGAGCGAAGGAGAAUCUUCUCGCUCAAAGUCAUCUCAUUCCAAGUCGCGCGCGCCAUUCGCCAACCUUCUCCGCCAAAAGUCGUCCUCCUCAAGUUCAGCCAAAUCUGACAAGAGCCAACUUAGGGAUCUCGUUGUGGAGGAUCAUCAAGCUGAGGAAGUCGAUCGUGUCAGGGCACGCAAGGAAGGUGGUCCGGGAUGGAACGAGGUUCCUUCUAAGCACUUUGUUAAAACGUACGAGGCGGGCGAAGAAGAAGAGGUUCGAGAGGGCUUCAACCCAGAUGAGCCUGAGCCACAGAACCCAGAAGCUGAGCAUAACCUGAACUAUCCGUUCACGGAGAACCAAAGCGAAGAGGAGCAGAGAAAGCAUGAUAUCAAACCGCACAUUGUCAGCGAAGCAAACCACUGGGAAUCGCGCGAUGUCAGCAAUCAGAAAACGCAAGAUGAGGACGAGGACGAUGAUCACCCCAGCCCGUCCUACGGCAGUUUCAGGGAAGAGCGCAACGCCUGGAAUGCCGACUGA